CAAAUUCCAACUUGCCUGCUCUUUGGGGGGAGAGAGAGAGAGAGAGAGAGGACAGAGGAAAUGGCGAUGGCGUGCUGCAGCAGCGGUGCUCGGAGGAGGGCCGCCCUCCUUUUCCGCGGCGGUCUUGCUCAAUCCAGUCUUCUGAGGGGCUCCUCCGCCGGUGCUCAUUAUUCAAGAUCCUUUGCUUCGGCGUCGGAGGAGAACGACGUGGUGGUAGUCGGAGGCGGCCCCGGUGGGUACGUGGCGGCGAUCAAAGCCGCGCAGCUCGGCUUGAAGACAACUUGCAUAGAGAAGAGAGGAACGCUUGGCGGCACCUGCCUUAACGUCGGCUGCAUCCCUUCCAAGGCGCUACUCCAUUCUUCACAUAUGUACCAUGAAGCAAAGCAUGCGUUUCCUGCCCAUGGAGUCAAGUUUGCUCAACUUGAGGUGGAUCUUGCAGCCAUGAUGGCCCAGAAAGAUAAAGCUGUGGCGAACCUCACCAAGGGAAUUGAAGGGCUUUUCAAGAAAAACAAGGUUACUUAUGUCAAGGGUGCAGGGAAGUUGAUUUCAUCCAGUGAAGUUGCUGUUGAUGGCCUUGAUGGCUCAAGUACUGUUGUCAAGGGCAAGAACAUCAUCAUCGCCACUGGAUCUGACGUGAAAUCACUCCCUGGAAUUGUCAUUGAUGAGAAGAAAAUCGUCUCAUCUACUGGAGCUCUGGCGCUUACCGAGAUCCCUAAAAAGCUUGUGGUCAUUGGUGCUGGUUACAUUGGCCUUGAAAUGGGUUCUGUCUGGGCCCGACUUGGUUCCGAGGUCACUGUUGUUGAAUUUGCACCUGAGAUUGUUCCAACCAUGGAUGGUGAGGUACGCAAGAUGUUUCAACGUUCACUUGAGAAGCAGAAGAUGAAGUUCAUGCUUAAAACCAAAGUUGUUGGUGUGGAUGCAUCGGGCCCCGGUGUGAAACUUACCGUGGAACCUUCUGCUGGUGGUGAGCAGAGUGUACUUGAGGCUGAUGUGGUUCUGGUCUCAGCUGGCAGAAGUCCUUACACUAAGGGUCUUGGAAUUGAGGAUCUAGGUAUAAAAACCGACAAGAUUGGACGCAUUGAGGUCAACGAGAGAUUCGCCACGAGUGUUCCCGGUGUAUAUGCAAUCGGUGAUGUUAUACCUGGUCCUAUGUUGGCACACAAGGCAGAAGAGGAUGGUGUGGCAUGUGUGGAGUUCAUAGCUGGGAAAACAGGUCAUGUUGAUUAUGAUACAGUGCCUGGUGUUGUCUAUACAAACCCCGAGGUAGCUUCGGUGGGUAAGACAGAAGAGCAGGUGAAGGCAGCAGGCAUUGAAUACAGAGUGGGUAAAUUCCCUUUCUUGGCCAACAGUCGUGCCAAGGCAAUUGAUUCAGCAGAAGGUGUAGUAAAAAUACUCGCAGACAAAGAGAGCGACAAGAUUCUUGGGGUUCAUAUCAUGGCACCGAAUGCUGGCGAGCUCAUUCAUGAAGCCGUACUUGCAUUGCAGUAUGGGGCAUCAAGCGAGGACAUUGCACGCACUUGCCAUGCACACCCGACCCUAAGCGAGGCUGUCAAGGAGGCUGCAAUGGCUACAUAUGACAAACCCAUUCACAUAUAGAGUGGCAUCCGUGUUUGUUGUGGAUUUAGCGCUUAAGCUGAUUUUGGAAUAAGCUUUGAUUUGAUGUCAUGUUUUUUAUUCAACUCCGGGAAUGAGAUCAUGUUCCCCUCGUCAUCCUUUUUUGUAACUUCUCAUGAAGCUCUCGAUAAGAUAAAAUGAUGAUAGGAAACAACGGCCUGUGCAAAACUGUCUCUGAGGUUGUGCUUUUGAGGCAGAAGUUGGAAGUGGGAAACAUUUUGUGAAAAUUUUAAGUCUGCAAUAAAAAGGUCCGCGCAACAGCAUGGGAUCUGUGCUACUUCAAGUGGAGAGCUGGUGGUAGAGUCAGCAUCGGUGAAUGAUGUUAAACCCGAACACUGUAGAUCAACAAGAGGCAAUUCUGUCAUUUUGAACUUUAGGUCCUGUCAGAUUGUAUUCCUCAGGAAGAUCUAUGGCAAUUUGUGGGGUUUUCUUUCUCUU
Molecule: messenger RNA, 2052 nt
Organism: Nymphaea colorata (pocket water lily)
Lineage: Eukaryota; Viridiplantae; Streptophyta; Magnoliopsida; Nymphaeales; Nymphaeaceae
Product: dihydrolipoyl dehydrogenase, mitochondrial-like
Exons: 2
Coding region: 61-1596 (511 amino acids)
Cellular component (GO): mitochondrion; oxoglutarate dehydrogenase complex
Molecular function (GO): flavin adenine dinucleotide binding; dihydrolipoyl dehydrogenase (NADH) activity
Source: RefSeq, a predicted model, not a curated record